AUGCCGUCUGGGGGAGCCCCACCGCGCUCCAGUACGGCGAAGCAGCCCCCGAGGGACAUGGCUUCUUCCGGGUUCUCACCUUCCCCCCAUCCCUCCCUCUCAAACGGUCGAUGUAUCCCUCUCUCCCUCCCUCCCUCCCUCCCUCCCUCCCUCCCUCCCUCCCUCCCUCCCUCCCUCCCUCCCUCCCUCCCUCCCUCCCUCCCUCCCUCCCUCCCUCCCUCCCUCCCUCCCUCCCCAAUCCCCUCCCUCCCUCCCCAAUCCCCUCUCUCCCCCUCCACCUCCCCUCCCUCCCUCCCUCCCUCCCUCCCUCCCUCCCUCCCUCUCCCUCCCUCCCUCCCUCCCUCCCUCCCUCACUCCCUCCCUCCCUCCCCAAUCCCCUCCGUCCGUCCGUCCGUCCGUCCGUCCGUCCCUCCGUCCCUCCCUCCCUCCCUCCCUCCCUCCCUCCCUCCCUCCCUCCCUCCCUCCCUCCCUCCCUCCCUCCCUCCCUCCCUCCCUCCCUCCCUCCCUCCCUCCCCCCCCCUCCCUCCCUCCCUCCCUCCCUCCCUCCCUCCCUCCCUCCCUCCCUCCCUCCCUCCCUCCCUCCCUCCCUCCCUCCCUCCCUCCCCAAUCCCCUCCCUCCCUCCCUCCCCAAUCCCCUCCCUCCCUCCCUCCCUCCCUCCCUCCCUCCCUCCCUCCCUCCCUCCCUCCCUCCCUCCCUCCCUCCCUCCCUCCCUCCCUCUCCCUCCCUCCCUCCCUCCCUCCCUCCCUCCCUCCCUCCCUCCCUCCCUCCCUCCCUCCCUCCCUCCCCAAUCCCCUCCCUCCCUCCCUCCCCAAUCCCCUCCCUCCCUCCCUCCCUCCCUCCCUCCCUCCCUCCCUCCCUCCCUCCCUCCCUCCCUCCCUCCCUCCCUCCCUCCCUCCCUCCCUCCCUCCCUCCCUCCUUCCCUCCCUCCCUCCCUCCCUCCCUCCCUCCCUCCCUCCCUCCCUCCCUCCCUCCCUCCCUCCCUCCCUCCCUCCCUCCCUCCCUCCCUCCCUCCCUCCCCAAUCCCCUCCCUCCCUCCCUCCCUCCCUCCCUCCCUCCCUCCCUCCCUCCCUCCCUCCCUCCCUCCCUCCCUCCCUCCCUCCCUCCCUCCCCAAUCCCCUCCCUCCCUCCCUCCCUCCCUCCCUCCCUCCCUCCCUCCCUCCCUCCCUCCCUCCCUCCCUCCCUCCCUCCCUCCCUCCCUCCCUCCCUCCCUCCCUCCCUCCCUCCCUCCGUCCGUGCUCUAUGUGAUUAAAUGUUUCUCACCUCCAUUCACACUGUGUGUUACAAUCAUCUGCAUUCCCCCUGCUGCCCCAUGGCCAUCCCCUUCCAUGCGCAGCCAUCAUUAUCACCAGCAGCAGCAGCAGCAGCAGCAGCAGCAGCAGCAGCAGCAGCAGCAGCAGCAGCAGCAGCAGCAGCAGCAGCAGCAGCAGCAGCAGCAGCAGCAGCAGCAGCAGCAGCAGCAGCAGCAGCAGCAGCAGCAGCAGCAGCAGCAGCAUCACCACCUCAGAGCCAGAGAGAGAGCCUCUAGCAGGCGCCGCAGACAGGCAGCCCAGCAGCUGCUGCUUUCCCCUUCUCUUACCUUGCCUCGAGUGCAUUGCGCCUCUGAUGCCGUCGCAGGAGAUUGUGAGAGCCGGGGUGGAGAGGAGGAGGGGGAGAAGAGAGGUGGGAGGAGAGGGGAGAGGAGGGGUGAGAGGAGGGGUGAGAGGAGGGGAAAGAGAGGUGAGGGACCGGUAGGGAGGGGCAUUGGGGAUGGAAAAAAUGGUGGGGUCAUGGAGUGUAUUAGAGAUGGGGAUGGGGAGGGAAAUGAGGGGCGUGAUGGGGAGGUUGCAGAGGAGUUGAUAGGUGCAUUUUAUGAUGACUUGAGUGAUGAAGGCUGGGUCAGCGAGGCUGCUUGUAACGAGGAUAGCAGCAGUGAUUACAGCGAAGGCGCUUCCGUGACACGGCAUUGCAGUCGCACGGAUGGCAAGGGGUGGGUGUGCACGAGGAUUCCGAGGCUGGGAUUCUCGCUGUGCGAUCACCACAUUGGGAAAGCGGCGAAGCUCGUGGCAAAAAAGCGGGAAGAGAAGCUGGUUGCAGCUGCUGGGGACAUUGAGGAAAGGGAGGAAGGGGGGAGGGACUGGGGGGACGGGGAGGAAGGGGAGGAGGACGGGGAAAGGUCUGAUGGUGGAAAGAAGGGUGAAAUGCAGAAGGGUGGAAAGAAGGAGUGGAAAGUUGACAGCUCUCAGAGUUAUGCCAAGGAUAGGGAGAUGAGGAGGGUAAGGAGAGUGAGACACCAGAAGCACAACUGCUGA
Closterium sp. Naga37s-1 is the source of this 2289-nucleotide messenger RNA. NCBI's taxonomy places the organism in Eukaryota, Viridiplantae, Streptophyta, Zygnematophyceae, Desmidiales, Closteriaceae. The record is from the annotation of a GenBank genome assembly.